AUGGCCACGUUCAUUGCCAUGACGCGCGAAUCAGCGAGAAGAAUUGACCGGACGCGCCUUCCAAACGACCCAGCAGGCAAGGAUUUUGUCUGGCACUGGAAUGAAAAGGAUAAGAUGUGGGAGAUUAAAGUAAAAGAAAACUUCCCUGGACCCAAGGUUCUAAUAGUUCCCACAAGAAUUACUGCCCUGAGAAAGAUGACGUACAUAUUCUUAUUGUGCAACAGCUUUAUGCACCUAAACAUUUUUGUACCUUGUGUUAUUCUUACACUAUCUGAGUACUAUAUACAUUCUCACACUGCUAUCCAUAACACGACCUCGUUCUAUUAUCUCGACAAUCACCAGCGCCAUCUUGACGUGAGCGAAACGCCCAUCCUCAGAGGUUCGAACAACUUCGACUCCCUUUCCUCCCCUGCGUUUUCGCUCCCUUACGCUAACCAGAAUGCCGAAGCCCAGCAGCCCCCCGCCUCCCCUCCCCGACCCGCCUCCGCCUCGUUCAUUGCCAGCGUCCGCAAGGCACCCCAAAAGCUCUCGGUUAUGUAUGCCACACAUGGCACAAGCCACUUAUCAGCUGCUGCUACGAUAGUAACACCCUCUACCGACCACGAAGCUGGCUGA
Colletotrichum navitas is the source of this 615-nucleotide messenger RNA. RefSeq lists its product as uncharacterized. Lineage: Eukaryota; Fungi; Ascomycota; Sordariomycetes; Glomerellales; Glomerellaceae. The record is from RefSeq and is a predicted model, not a curated record. The coding region runs from base 1 to 615 and encodes 204 amino acids. The transcript has 5 exons.